Molecule: messenger RNA, 3510 nt
Organism: Phascolarctos cinereus (koala)
Lineage: Eukaryota; Metazoa; Chordata; Mammalia; Diprotodontia; Phascolarctidae
Source: RefSeq, a predicted model, not a curated record
CACAUCUGGCGCCGCCCCUGCCCUAGGCCGCUGACAGUGCCCGCCUAUAGCGCGGCUGCUGGGGCCGCGCAGGCGCACAGGGCAGCGAGGGAAGUUCGAAUGGCCGCAAUGGGACCGUGGACAGAGGAUGGCCCCGGCUUGGCCAGUCCCGGGAGAGGCUUGAGCGCUGCCUCCCCGGGGCUGGCGCGGAGGCUUCGAGAGGCGCUGCUCGAAGGGCAGACGCGGGAGGUGGAAUCGCUGCUGAGGCUCGGGGCUGACCCCAAUCUGGUGCUCCCGGACGGCGUGGCAGCCGUCCACCUGGCGGCGGGAAGCGAGCGGGAGAACGGCCUGCAAUGCCUGGCCGUGCUGCUGCAGCACGGAGCGGACCCCAAUGCCCGGUCGGAGGAUGCCCUGACCCCUGUGCAUGUAGCUGCUUCCUGGGGCUGUUACAAGUGCCUGGAACUCCUUCUGAGGGAGGGAGGUGACCCUGAGCUUCAGGACCAGGAUGGGAAACGAGCUCUGGAGCUCGCCCUGGAGCAGGGCAACGAGGCAUGUGUUGAGAUCCUGAGGGAGCAUGCUGGCUCUGAAGAGGCGCCCCUCGGCCCAGCCCUUUGCAGAGGAGAAGAUCAAGGCAAGGAUUUCUCAGCCCUAAAUAGAGAUGACCUUGACACCAGCAUCUGGGGACUUUCAGACGUGGCAUUUAGCCCGAUGCCUCCGGGCAGCCUAGUCAGACACCAUCUGGAAGGGAGUGAGGCAGAGAGCGAGGCUUUGGAGGCUGGGUACACCCUCCCAAGCCAGACUCUCCCAGCUCAUCCUAAGCCUGACUUCAGCUUCCCUGCACCCUUCUUUCCCCAACCCACUUCCUCACCUUCCCCAACUCCUAAGUUGGGUCCUGUGGCCCACUUGCCACUGGAUGACAUCUCCCCAGACCACAGCUGCCUCUUUCACCCAGGCCCAGACUAUUCCUGUGAAGAUCAAGAUGAGACAGUCCCCAGCUCUCUCCUUGCUGAUACGAGCUCCUCCUCUAGCGACUCCUUCUUCACUGCAGUGGAAGCCUUUGGCCCUGACGCCCAGGUGCCCAAUGCUGUCCCCUCCAGCCCCAUCACCCCAGAUGCCACUGGGGCUACCAUCUCAGCCCAGGAAGGAUGGGAGUGGGUCCCAGCCAAGCAGCAUGGCAGGGACCAGCCCCACCCUACUAGCGCCCUUGGACAUGUGUUCCCCAGAUACUGGUUCUGGGUUUUCCCCCUAGAGCCCCAAGAUGUUACCACUAGGACACCCUGCAAGGUCCAGGGUUUGGUCUCCCACAAUGGUGAGGGCAACAGCUCCUUCCUUUCUGAUGAGAGUGUGGAGCGGGGCCCUCCCCUGAAGACGCUGCCCAGAAGGUGUGGCCCAGGCUCUGUAAACAAUGAGAGUCCCAGGGAAGGAAAGUACCUAACCCUGGACAGUUUAGAAGAGGCUAGAGCAGUUCCCCUCACCACCCAGACUGGCAACUUGGUAGUGUUCACAGAAGAUGCCCCAUUUAGUGAAUUCCUGACUGAUGACAAGACUUCCCAGAGUAGUGAGGAUGAGGCUAUCAUGUGGCUGACAGAGGAUGGUGAAGAUGAAGAGGACCAUAUCCCCCAAGGCCUCAGAGCCAGUUCCUGCUGGAAUUCCGGGAGGAAACCUCUAGAACCACCUAUGGUCCGUCCAAUCCUGCAUCCUCAACUGCUCCCCGUGGAACAGUCCCUGCAGACUUCUGGGCCCAAGCCCACAGAACCUCUGCAUACUGAUCCCAAGGCUGGGCCCAGCUUCCUUGACCAGCAUCUGUUGCAUGCUGAGGACACAGUCACAGAUGGACAAUGUAGCCAUCAUCCAUCCACACCCUUCCCAUCACGAGACCCUUCCACCCUGUCCAACCAGGAGCUGUUGCAGCAUCUUCAGGCCUUUGGGGAGAGCCCGGGCCCUGUCACUCCCUUCACCAGACAAUACUACCUGAAGCGACUGAAGGAGGGGAGCCCUGGGGGGCCAGCUGCCCCAGCAGGGUGCAGCCCAGAGCUGAGCCAGGCCUUGCAGACAGGCUGUGUCCCUAACGCCCAGGAUGAUGAGGAUGUCCUGGCCCAGCAGUUUGACCAGCCAGGCCCCACCCAGAGGUGGCGUGGGGGGAUUGUUAAGUCAAGUUUCACCUACCUGCUGCUGGACCCCAGGGUGACCCAGAACCUGCCCUCCCGAUGCCACACCUUGAGCCCAGCCGAAUGCUUCCAGACCUUUACUCAUGCCAUCUUCUACGUGGGUAAGGGCACUCGGACUCGGCCAUACUCCCACCUCUCCGAGGCCCUGCGCCAUCAACGGAACAGGCAAACUCAGACUUGCCCCAAGGUGCAGCGCAUCCUGGACAUUUGGGCAGGUGGCCGCGGUGUGGUCUCCCUGCACUGCUUCCAGAACGUCAUUGCAGUAGAAGCCUAUACGCGGGAGGCGUGCCUAGUGGAUGCCCUCGGGAUGCAGGUGCUCUCCAAUCAGAAGAAAGGCCACUGCUAUGGUGUGGUAGCAAGCUGGCCACCUCAUCGGCGCAGACGGCUAGGGGUACACCUGUUGCACCGGGCUUUGAGCAUCUUCCUGGCAGAGGGGGAGAGGCAGCUUCGACCCUCAGACAUCCAAGUUGGUAUCUGAGUAGUAGCAUCAACCUCUGGAUGUUGAAACUGGGCCAUGGAUGGCUCCAUCUCUCUCAGAGAUACAGGCCUGAGAGACCAUCAGACAUCCAGGUCAGACACUGAGUGGCCCUCAGACACUGUGAGUGUCACCCAAGUACCUCUAGCCUAUCCCAGAUGUGCACUCCUGAGGAACCCCAAUUCACUCCAGACAUUGACCAGCCACGGAAGACAGUAUUGACAGCCUCCAAGGAAACGGCUCUGAGCUACAUCUCCAACUGCUGGGAGUCACCCAUCCUAGGCUUUGCCAGGGGCUCAGCCUACAACAGGUGGUCAGCUCUGAUGAAUUCAGCAGCCCUCAUUUCUGUGCUUUAUGCCCCCAACGGCAGCUUGGACCAGUCAGCAAUGUCCCCUGCCAGCUGUCCUGUGUCUCUUUUUCUGUGGGAAUGCCACCCCUGUACUUCAGUGGGGCAAAGGGUCUUUUCCAGGAGGAUGGGGGCCUGGCUACUGUCUUCCCUCCCAAUUCCUGGCUCUGGAGAUACAGGCCCCAGUACAUCCAGAUGUUAGUGGCCAAAAGGUUUUCAACAAGAUCUUAUGACAUUGAUGAUGGAGAUAUUAGCCAUAGAAUCCUAGCAUACCAGCAGUGGGAGGGAUCCUCUCCACCCACUUCAUUUUAUGGGUAAGGAAACCAAGGCCCAGAAAGGGGAAGGGACUCACCCAAGGCUAUGCAGCUUAUAAAUAAAAUAACAAUGCCAUGACUCAGAGUCCAGACUGUGAGCCCACAUGAGCACCUUUUUAUCCCUAUUUACAGAAGCUGGUAUGAUUUCUUCCCCCUUCAUUUUAUCCGUGAAGAACCUGACUCUCAGAGAGGUACAGUGAUUUGCCCAAGGCCACACAGCUAGUCCCA